AUGGAUGCCAUCCAGGACAGAACUGCCGUAAAUUCACGGCUGGUUCGAUAUGACAUGGGCGAGGCGGAACACACACGCCAGCCCAAUGCCGUCGUUAGGUUCCGACAGGCAAAGGCCGAUAGCAAAGAGGCAAAGAACUUCUCUGCAGUACCAGAUGGGACUGGGGCGGGUGUCACGUUCAGCGAAGCCGAACGCGACAUCACGAAUGCAACCUCGAAAGAGGUUGCAGUUGUUGUUGGCGAACUGCUCAUUACAGCACCAAGUGGGAACGGCAUAGUGGCCACGCAAGAGUUUACCCAUAAAGUUGUGGCAAGAAUCUUUGACGCCCGCUGUGUCUUGUCAAUCCUCGUCAACAAGGUUGACAACCUCGCUCAGCUGGCACCCCUUCCUUCAAACAGGUUGGAUAACCAGAUCUUCUUCUAUCCCGAGUUUUCACAAGGGAUAUCCAGGACUCAAACGACCAGGAAAAUCACCAGGAAAAUGAUGUGGAAGAGAAGCAUCACUGAGUUCAAAGAACAAAUCAAGGGAACUCUCAUCGAUAGUCAUCGCCAUGCCCGUCAUAACGACGAAGAACUCGACUCUUCUUCAUCGUCAACCGAAACUUCUCGCGCGACUAAUGACAUCGUACAUCUAAGGGCCAUAAGAAAGCACAUACACAACUCGCGCAACUCGCAGCUCAGCGAUACCGAGCUGCGCAAAAUGCAGCUCCUAGCUGUGAUUAACAAAAUAUUCGACAUGGAAAUUCAGUUUACCCUUAAAGAUGCAGAGGCAGCAUCUGCUGCCUGUAUAGAACUCUGGAAACCCCCAAAGGAGAUUUUGUUUCACCACACCUAUCUAUUCGCACUCUCAGCUGCUAUCUAUGAAGGGGCACUUGGCCAAUAUGUCGUGCACUAUGAUGAUUACAGGGUCUUUAUUGGCUAUUUUUGUCAACACAUCGGCGAGAGGUCUGCAAAGAUAGAUAGGGUGGUUAAUGAUGCCAUUGUUAUCACGAAGCUGACGUCCGGCAACCGUACCGAGCUUCUAGAGAAGUUGAGCACCACAUUUGACCCAAUGGAUGCCGGCGAUAUCAUCGAUCAUAUCGCUCAGAGGCUCUCUCUGAAAGACGGAGGGAAGAGCGGUGGCAAGCAGCACUCUGGUGCCCGUGCUGUCGUUGAAAGUUUUAAUGAUGCUCGUCCUGUCUCGAACAGCCUGUGUCCCGUUGUACUCCUUAAUUGGGAAUUUGAAGAUAUCCUCUUCAAGGGCCUUGCGAGUCAAGGCCUCGCCAACGACAUCGAGGAGCAGGAGAGAUGCCGACAUCACUACGAUGCCCUCUCCGGGGUAGUCGGUUGCGAUCUCUUUAAGAGUAGUCAUGAUGGCCGUAACUCGAGGGGAGAAGACGUCACUGGAAUCAGCGUUCUGUAA
This is a messenger RNA of Clonostachys solani, 1401 nucleotides long. The record is from the annotation of a GenBank genome assembly. NCBI's taxonomy places the organism in Eukaryota, Fungi, Ascomycota, Sordariomycetes, Hypocreales, Bionectriaceae.